GCCGGUCCGAAUUCUGGCGGGUAGCGGCGGCGCGCGCGGCGAAUAUUUUGCCUUGAGGGGUUCUUGAAGAAAUCCCGGUGAAACUAUGGAUGCUGAUGAUGACUUGGAUCUGUUGGCUUCUCUUCUGGAAGAAAACGAAGCAACUGAGGAGAGGAAUUCUGCUGAGGAGGAAGAUGCUCCUGAGGAUGAAGAUGGAGAACCAGAUGAGUACGAUGAGCUCUUUGAUGCAGAAGAUGAUGCAUCCUACACUGAGGAGGUUGAUGCAGAGGACAGCACGAUUGAUGAGCAGAAGGAGAACUUGGCUACGCUGUUUGGAGAUGUAGAUGACCUGCUGGAAGAGGAGGAGGCACAGAAAGCUGUCCCCACCUCAGGUCCCAGUCAGGCGAAGGAGAAAACCAAUGAAGAACUGCAAGCUGAGCUGAGAAAAUUGCAAGAACAGAUGAAGACGUUACAGGAGCAGUUGCAGAAGACUGCUCUUGGGCAGCAAUCCAGUUCAGGCCCUGAGAAGAAAACCCCUGGUAAAUCUCCCUGUCCACCCUUAAAGGAAAGGAAAGUUCAGAAGCUGCAAGAAUCACCAUGCUUCUCAGCCCAGCUGGGCAAUCCUUUGCCACCAGCCAAGCAAGGAAUCCAGAAAUCAAAAGCAUCCUCAGCAGAGAACAAGAUUCCUCCUCCACAGCAAGUCCUCAGUCUGGCGUUCCAGCCUCUCAAGCCUGCCGUAGGGAACACACCCAGUAAGGUGACCAGAGAGAAGACUCCUCACGUGCCUGCAUGCUCCAGUGCAGCCACGCAGCCAGUGUCUGUGGAAACCUUCUCAGGACUGAGACUAAGAAAACCCCGGGUGUCUUCAGCCGAAAUGGACAGGAAAAUGGCUAACAGGAAGCUCAUCCGACUGUCUCAGCUGAAGAACAAACUUGCUACUGAAAAUCUGGAGGAAAUAGACUGGGUAACGUUUGGAGUCAUAGUGAAGAAGGUCACUCCUCAGAGCGCAAAUAAUGGCAGGACCUUCAGCAUCUGGCGGCUGAACGACCUGCGGGACCUCACUGAGUGCGUCUCGCUCUUCCUGUUUGGAGAAGUCCACAAGGAGCACUGGAAGACUGACCAAGGCACCGUCAUUGGCCUGCUCAAUGCCAACCCCAUGAAACCUAAAGAAGGCUCAGAUGAGGUGUGUUUGUCUGUUGACCAUCCCCAGAAGAUCCUCCUCAUGGGAGAAGCUCUGGAUAUGGGCACCUGCAAAGCCAGGAAGAAGAAUGGUGAUCCUUGUACACAGAUUGUGAACCUGAAUGACUGUGAGUACUGUCAGUACCACAUCCAGUCCCAGUACAAGAAGCUCAGCUCGAAGCGGGCGGAUCUGCAGUCCACCUUUUCCGGUGGCCGCAUUCCCAGAAAAGCUGGUCGGAAAAAUCCCACUUUGAAGGAGAGGCUGUGUCAGGAUGGGUUUUACUAUGGAGGAGUCUCUUCAGCAGCAUAUGCAGCCUCAGUUGCAUCAGCUGCUGUGCCCAAAAGGAAGAUUCAAACCACUCUCUCCAACCUGGUCGUGAGAGGAGCUGAUGCAAUUGUCCAGGAAACCAAGCAGAAAAUUGGUGCAGCAAAGAGACCCAUGCAGUGUUCUGAAGAAUUCAGGGAACUGCUGGCACAGCCAACUUUUGGAGCACGAAACCUCUCCAAGCACUGGACCAAAACAGAUGCUGAGAAGAAGCAAGGGGCAAAUUUCCAGUCUAUCUCUGCUUCAGCACUGCUCAAGCAACAGAAACAGAAAUUGCUGGAGGCCAGAAAAAAGCGAUCUGAAGAGAUUCAGAGGCGGUUUCUCCAGAACACAGAUAAAGCCAGCACUCCUGCUCUGCCAUCCUCCUCCAGAGAGACCUCCCUCCAUUCCCCAGUGCCUGGGGCAGAGUUUCCCAAAGCUGCAAAAAUGUCAACUCCUCAAAGGCCCAGGCUCGGUACAGGCUUCUCAGAAGGAGAAGACAUCCUCUUCUUUGACAAGUCUCCUCCUCCAAGGCCAAAGCUAGACAGCCUGGCAGAAGCCAAAAAGCUGGCUGCAAUACGACGACUCCGAGCAAAAGGGCAGAUUCUUCCUAAAACAGACCCAAACAGCAUCAAGAGGAAACGCACUGAUGCUGAGGAUGUCCUGGAAAUUGUGGAAAGAGUUGAGAAAAAUGUUGCUCAGCCACAAGGUGCAGAAGCAGGCAAUGAAAUGGAUGAACUGGAGCCUGACCAAAAGAAACGGCGUCAGCAGCUGGCCUAUCUGGAGUCAGAAGAGUUUCAGAAAAUCCUGAAGGCCAAGUCCAAGCACACAGAUGUCCUAAAAGAGGUUGAGGCUGAACUGCAGGAGAAAUACUUUCAGCCCCUGGUGAAAAAGGAAGAACUGGAAGAGAAGAUGAGGAACAUUAAAGCAGUGAAAUGCAGAGUUGUGACAUGUAAAACAUGUAAUUACACCUAUUUCAAGCCUCUGGAGACCUGUGUGCAGGAUAAGCACAACUACCUCUGGCAUGACGCCAUCAAGAGAUUUUUCAAAUGUCCUUGUGGAAGCAGAGCGAUCUCCCUUGACAGGCUUCCAAAAAAGCCCUGCAGUAACUGUGGCCUCUUCAAGUGGGAGCGAGAUGGGAUGCUAAAGGUGAGUGUGAGUGAGCACCUCACAGCUGCUUCCCGUGGUACUUCUGUCCCCCUCUUUGGUUCUGUGUCCCUCCCAGCAAAGCCAACAGCUCUGCACUUUGUCAGGUACACACAGGUGCCUGCAGGCUGUAUUAUAGUGGACUGCUGCUUUUUGCUUUCUGCUCUCAAAGCUUUGUUUUAUUUAACCAUGGGGAAAUGGCAUUUGAACAAAGUUGUAAGAAGUCAAAAUGUCAAGGUCCCUAAAGGGUCUGUCAAUGUUUAGUCAGGUAAUUUAGCCCUACCACAAUUCCUGCCAGAGAAGUGUUUGGGAGACACCUACCACACAUUUAACUUCUUUUCUCCAUGGUUCAUGUUUCCAGGAGAAAAAAGGCCCGAAGAUUGGUGGAGAAACGCUUCUACCAAGAGGAGAAGAACAACCAAAAUUUCUCAAUAGUCUUAAGUGACCUGGAGUUGAUUUUUUUCACAACAUAUGGAUGGAUUUUUGUGUCUGAAACACAUUUAUACUGGACUGCCAAGAGGAUUCAGGUUUUAGUGAUGAAUCAGUAGGGGAAUCAGUUUUUGAUGAAAAUAUCAUCUGCCAAGAGUCUACCAGGCCACUGCAUGGAUAUUGAACUUUGAUCUUUUUUUAAUUGACUAAGACUUCAUGUGCAAUGCACAGUUGUGCCUGUUCUUUCCAGCUAACAACACAAGAGUGACCUCACUAUUAGGUGACAGAUCAUCAUGAAUGGAAAUGACUGUAGAUUCCAUAAGCACUUAUAAAUUAAUACUCAGAUAUGUUCAAGACAAGCUGUCUUCAGCUCUUGGACAGAAAGGGGUGUGAGAGGGUUGUAGGCACAGGGCAUUCUCCAUUGGUUUUGAAAUUACUCACUCUGAACCCUUAGAAAUAGAUGUCAAACAGAUGUCCUGAGUUUUUCCUUGGCUUACCUGCAAGAAAACCCUUCCAUGGUUUUGGCCCUGCAAGCCAGCAGUGUUUAUGCUGGAAACUCAGAGCUGCCUGUCCCCCACCAUCCACACUACAGAGCUCUUGUGGCUACACACCUGUAGCUCCCACUUUGAAAAACAUUUUAAUGAAUCUGGCACCACUUUGUGAGUGGUUUUAAAGAGCUGAGUGAUUAUAUUUUAAACUUUUUACCCUUUUUCUGGUAUUUUAAAUGGGAACAGUAGCUGUCUCAGACCAAGAGGUGGCUCCUGAGAACUGCUCUCUCCAUACAGGCAUUUUUCUGACAGCACAUCUCUGUAGGGAUGCCUGGGGCAUUUACCCAGCUUUUCCUGGACCUGAGCCUUUCCUGCCCCUAGCUCAUGGCCAGCAGGAUCACAGGAUAUUUUUAAGUGCCUAAACCCCCCUAACUUUAGUGAUUUGAUCAAAGUGCCACUAAACAUCUCACAUGUCCCAGUGGUCUUGUCAAUGCCUCUUGCUUGCACAGGGGCUGGAAGAGAAAUAAGUUACUUCAUUUGAAGCAACUGGAUGGAUUCACCUCAGCAUUCUGCAGCCCUCAUCUCUUACUGGUGCUUUUAUAUUGGUGGAACUUGGCCUGUAGCAUUCAUUUCAGUCUCCUGUUGGUACCAUUUGCUGAGGGGUGUCACUGCUAGGGGACAAAAUCAGUAACUGUGACAUUGCUUGGCAACAUCUUCUGUGGAUUCCUCAUUCAGAAUAAAUAGAGUACAGAUUAAAACUCUCCCUGGUUCUGCAUGGUAUUUCUCUGAGGAAGAGGAUGAGUUGCUUCCUCAGCAUCUUUUGUUUUCUCACAAGGUCAGUGCUGAAUCACCAAAAGGAACUGGUUUGUGGUCUGUUAAGUUCAGCUUUCACAGAAU
Passer montanus (Eurasian tree sparrow) is the source of this 4422-nucleotide messenger RNA. It is a transcript of the gene MCM10, whose product is annotated as minichromosome maintenance 10 replication initiation factor. Bases 86 to 2872 code for a protein of 928 amino acids. Gene Ontology annotation, molecular function: DNA replication origin binding; single-stranded DNA binding. The record is from RefSeq and is a predicted model, not a curated record. Gene Ontology annotation, cellular component: replication fork protection complex; nucleus. Gene Ontology annotation, biological process: DNA replication; DNA replication initiation. Lineage: Eukaryota; Metazoa; Chordata; Aves; Passeriformes; Passeridae. The transcript is spliced from 19 exons.